GGGAGGGGGGCGGCCGCCGUGUGACAGCCUCACCGCCGCGCCCGUCUGUGACAUCCUCGCGCAGCCGCUUGCCCCUGCGCAAGCCCCGUUUCUGAGCCGCUGGUGUUUCGCAGACUGACGGCCCCCCGGCGACUCCUCCCCAGCCCCCCCGCCAGGGUCGGCUCCCUCGAGACGACUUUGCUUUCCUUGGCUCGGCGGGGCCGGUCACAGCGGUGUCCGAAACACGACUGGCGCCAGCCAAGUCUCGGUGUCCCUGCCUUGCUGACGGAUCUCUAAUUUUUCUGGUGUAAGCCACUGUUGGGAGUCAAGCUCACUCUUUGGAACUUCCCUCUGUGGCAAAGUUCAUUCCUGCCAGAGUUGGAUCUUCUUUCUUUCUGGAGGAAUCAUUGUAGUUGUCACUUUUCCAGUUCUCAAGCACUCAGUUUUGAUAAUCGAGCGACACGGUGUGGUUUCUGCACUACCAGCUCAGAAUAGGAAAAUACUUGGGAUUUUGUAUUGGAAGACAUGGAUCUUGCUGCCAAUGAGCUCAGCAUUUACGACAAACUUUCAGAGACUGUUGAUCUGGUGAGACAAACAGGCCAUCAGUGUGGCAUGUCAGAGAAAGCAAUUGAAAAAUUUAUCCGACAGCUGCUGGAAAAGAAUGAACCUCAGAGGGGGCCGCCCCAGUAUCCUCUCCUGAUAGCCAUGUAUAAGGUCCUUGUAACCCUGGGAUUAAUCUUGCUCACUGCCUACUUUGUGAUUCAACCUUUCAGCCCAUUACCACCUGAACCGGUGCUUUCUGGAGCUCGCACCUGGCGCUCACUCAUCCAUCACAUCCGGCUGAUGUCCUUGCCCAUUACCAAGAAGUAUAUGCCAGAAAAUAAGGGAGUUCCUCUGCAUGGGGGUGAUGAAGACAGACUCUUUCCAGACUUUGACCCUUGGUGGACAAACAGCUGUGAGCAGAAUGAGUCCAACCCCAUCCCUGCCAACUGCACUGGCUGUGCCCAGAAAUUACCCCUCAAGGUAAUGCUCCUGGAAGAUACCCCGAAGAAAUUUGAGAGAUUCCAUCCUCUGGUGAUCAAGACGGGACAGCUCUUGUUAUCAGAGGAGCUUCAGCAUUUUCUGUGCUGGUAUCCUGAAGUAACAGAAGGCUUCACUGAAGGGUUUUUCACCAAGUGGUGGCGCUGCUUUCCUGAACGGUGGUUCCCAUUUCCUUAUCCGUGGAGAAGACCUCUAAACAGAUCACACAUUUUACGCGAGCUUUUUCCUGUUUUCACCUACCUGCCAUUUCCAAAAGAUGCCUCCUUAAAAAAGUGCUUCCUUCUUCAACCGGAACCUAUUGUGGGUAGUAAGAUGCAUAGGAUGCAUGACCUGUUUAUCAUUGGCAGUGGUGAGGCCAUGUUGCAGUUCAUCCCUCCUGUCCAGUGCCGAAGACAUUGCCAGUCUGUGGCGAUGCCACUAGAGCCAGGGGAUAUUGGCUAUGCCGGUGCCAGGAAGGCCUACGUUAUAGCCAGAGGGGUCCAGCCUUUGGUCAUCUGCGAUGGAACCACCCUCUCAGAACUAUAGGAAACAAGAACUAUACAGAGGAACAACUUUGAGAGCUGAAGACCAGCUUGAAAGGGGAGAAAUAAAAACAAAAAACGAUGA
This is a messenger RNA of Nyctereutes procyonoides (raccoon dog), 1626 nucleotides long. RefSeq names its product chromosome unknown C6orf89 homolog (gene CUNH6orf89). The coding region runs from base 505 to 1545 and encodes 346 amino acids. The transcript has 10 exons. NCBI's taxonomy places the organism in Eukaryota, Metazoa, Chordata, Mammalia, Carnivora, Canidae. The record is from RefSeq and is a predicted model, not a curated record. Gene Ontology annotation, cellular component: nucleolus; Golgi membrane.